Molecule: messenger RNA, 2516 nt
Organism: Physella acuta
Lineage: Eukaryota; Metazoa; Mollusca; Gastropoda; Physidae
Product: large subunit GTPase 1 homolog
Biological process (GO): ribosomal subunit export from nucleus
Cellular component (GO): cytosol
Molecular function (GO): GTP binding; GTPase activity
Source: RefSeq, a predicted model, not a curated record
UUACAAACCAACCUCACUGGCGUGUUAUCGUGUUAAAAAUUAAUACACCCUAAAUCUAAUCUAUAGUAGCUUAUAGAUUUUAGAGAUAUAAGUGUGUCGUGUUGUAUACACGAACCAAAAAUACAACUAGGCCCAUAAGUUAUUGAACAAAGAUCAAGAUGGGCCGUCGCAAAGGUCAAAUAUCUAAAAUGGGCCAGAGCUUACUGGUUAAGGAUAAAAAUAAAAAGCUAGGUCGUAGGCCAACAGGAAAUGACUCAUUUCUUCACACAACAGAACUGGACGAUGGCGCAGGCUACAACAGAAUUAACUUUCAGUCUGUAACAGAACAAAACAACUUAGAGGACUUUCUUACUACAGCUGAAAUGGCAGGAAAAGAUUUCACAGCAGAAAGACAGAAUAUCCAGAUAAUCUCCAACCCUGGUCAAGGUAUAAAGCUAACUGAAUCUGAUUUACAGUUGAUAUCCCAGGCACAGGACACUCAUAGAGCAAUGCUGCAAAUUCCCAGAAGGCCCAAGUGGGAUGAAACAACAACUAAAGAACAGUUAGCUCUUCUGGAGAGAGAGUCUUUCACAGAUUGGAGGAGACAACUCAAGUUGCUGGAAGAAAAAGAGCACAUUCAGCUUACACCGUAUGAGAAGAACCUUGACUUUUGGAGACAGCUGUGGAGAGUUAUUGAAAGAAGUGAUGUCAUAGUUCAGAUAGUUGAUGCCAGAAACCCUUUGCUUUUUCGCUGUGAAGAUCUUGAUGUUUAUGUUCAAGAAGUCGACCCAACCAAAAAAGUUUUGCUUUUAGUCAACAAAGCAGAUUUCCUUACUGAAGUUCAAAGACAGUCUUGGGUAAAUUAUUUCAAUAAAGCAGGAAUCAAUGCUGUUUUCUUCUCUGCCAAAGUAGAGAAAGCUAUGAAAGAGGGAACAUCAAGUCAGGAACUGCAGUCAGAUGAUGAGAUGGAUGAUGAUGAGGAAAGUGACAGUGAUGAUGAUUGUGAUGAUGACAGUGAAGAAACUAGUCUAACAGAAAGCCACCAGUCAUCACAAGUAGAGGAGGGCACUGAUGGUGAACAGUCACCCUGUGAGAAAGUGGCAGAACAGUCACACUGUGAGAAAGUGGCAGGACAGUCACCCUGUGAGAAAGUGGCAGGCGCUGUGAAAGACUUGACUCUCUCCCCUGAGCCUCCACUUCCUGCCUGCCAGAUAACACAUCAAGAAACAAGUGAAGAAUCUUCAGGUGAUGCCAGGUUGCACAUUGUCAACAAACCUGAUAUUAUGUCAGCUCAAGAAUUGCUGGAGAUCUUCCGUAGACUUGCCCAGUCUUCGUCUGAAGCCAGAUCCAGCAGUGUAAAAACUAUAGGCAUGGUGGGCUACCCCAACGUUGGCAAGAGCUCAACCAUUAAUGUGAUUCUUGAGGAGAAGAGGCUGGGUGUAUCAGCUACACCUGGAAAAACUAAACAUCUACAGACAUUGUAUGUAGAUGAACAUCUGAUACUGUGUGACUGCCCAGGGCUUGUGUUUCCUUCCUUUGUAGCAACUAAAGCUCACCUGGUCAUCAAUGGCAUCCUGCCUAUUGAUGAGUUGAGAGAUCAUGUCUCUCCAGUGGCCCUGCUCUGUGAUCGUAUACCUCGGAAUGUUCUAGAAGCCACAUACAGCAUCAUGAUCCCUAGACCUUCAUUAGACGACAUCAGCCCCAAUAGAAACCCUACAGCUGAAGAGCUGCUUAAUUCUUAUGGAGCAAUGCGAGGUUUUAUGACAGCCAGAGGUACACCAGAUGGUCCCAGAGCUUCCAGAUAUAUUCUAAAAGAUUAUGUUAAGGGUAAACUCUUGUACUGUGAACCCCCACCUGGUAUAGCAGGGGCUGAGUUUCAAGACCAGGAGAGAAUAACAAAACUGGAAGAGCUCCAGUCCCAUAAAUUGCCAGUGAAACACAUUCAAAGUGAUGUAGACAAGGAGUUUUUUGAAAAGAAAAAAAGUCGAAUCCAUUCAAAAGGUGUCGGUGGUGUGAAGGACUUUGUGCGUUCUGACACGUUGAAACAGACGUCUGAGGUGAGCACUGAGAGCUUGGAGUCACCCAUGGGAAGUCAGACGUCCAUCUCUACGGCCAGCAGCAAGCCAUGGAAGAAACACAACAACAGAAACAAGAAGGAGAAGCUCAGGAGGCUACACAGAGACCUGGAUGUAUACACCUAACUGCUCUGUCUAGUCAAGGACUGAAUGAGAGAAGGCUACACAGAGACCUGGAUGUAUACACCUAACUGCUCUGUCUAGUCAAGGACUGAAUGAGAGAAGGCUACACAGAGACCUGGAUGUAUACACCUAACAGCUCUGUCUAGUCAAGGACUGAAUGAGAGAAGGCUACACAGAGACCUGGAUGUAUACACCUAGACAUGUGUUUCAGUUUGUAGUCAGCUAUGAUGCUGACUUGUGUUUGUGAUGAGCUUUUUAGACUGGUGAUGAGGCUAGAAAAAAAUCACAACGCUGUCUGUAAAUAGUAAGGUUAAUCUAAUAAUAAAUUAACUGUAAACC